UUGCAUACACGUCGCAAAAAAUCAACCUACUUCCGGUAAAUUUGACAGGUGGAUAUUUCACCUGUUUUCGCAUAUUUUCGUAACUUCAUCCUUCAAAUAAUGUCCAGUUUCGGAAAAAGACCAGACGGGACAGAUGGUAGUGAUCACUGGCAUCGUGAAAGUGUCGCCUGGCAAUACAAAAUAAGCUCUAUAAAUAAAGGAAGAUUGAAGACUACUUUAUGUACACAGAUACUGUUUGGACUGGUCAUCAUAGUGCGGCUACUGCCUGGCCUUACUGCCUUACUGGGACUGCCAAUAUACAAGCGACUGCAGUUAUGGGACUUACCAGCACCGAAAGCAUGGGAGUAUGCCUGGAUUGUGAGUCUUGUAGCAGCUGUAUUGGGCCUGAAAUCUCUUUCGAAGAAUGACUCGCUUAUCUUGAAACAGUCCCUCAUUGGAACUGUGGUAUUUGGAGUCCUCCCUGUGUUGUACGGACUCAUAGAACUUGCAGACGAUUUGUUGAUCUACUAUAGAGAACGGAAAUACUCGUCUCAGAUUUUAGGUUUUCCGUCAGUGCUAGUGUGGUACUUGUGUUUGAUCAUCUGUUUUCAAAUGCAUGCCUUUGCCAUGUACUUUGGUGCCAAUCUCUUAAAAGCCUGGAAACCAAGAGAUAAGAAAACCAAAUAGGUGUGAUGGAUAGUCACUAGGAAAUGUUUAUGAGAAACACUCUGGGAAAAUGAGGCUAUUUGCAUGAGCGUGAAUUGUCAUCCCAGAUAAGCCUCCGCACUCUGCAAAGGCUUAUCAGGGACAACACUUUCCGCUUUUUAACAAAUAUUUUUCAUUAAAAAGAGAUCUCUUCAGAGCGAUAAUCCAGUUUAGGCACAAAGUGUGGUCUUUGAUUAGCCUGUGUGGACUGCACAGGCUUGUCUAGGAGGACACUUUAUGAACGUGCAUCAAGCUUCUUGUCCCAGAGUGCGGCUCUUAUUUAUAUAAAUUUUAUUUUGUGUUCAUUUCCAUACAAAAACUGGUCAAAUUCCUUUAAACUGUAUUGGUUUAAACCUUGCAAAUAUUUACAUAGAACUGAUUAUACAAUAGUAGUGUGCCAUUGAGUUAUUGGGACAUGUCUCAUCAAACCAGUUUUAUUUGACUUUCUUCAUAAGUAUGUCUUGCAUCCUGUUCUUUCAGUAAACAAUACAGACAUCUUUUUUUUAUUUGAGUGACUGUUGAUUGUGGAAUUGAAAUUUUAUUGGUUGAAGAAUUUGGUUGUUUGUGGGACAUGUCUGUGUAUUCCACUUUGAUAGCAUUUACAGCAAUGCCCCAAAUAUGUUUGGAUUGUUUUUGUGUAUUCAUUUGUUUGAACUGGUAAGCCAUAUCUAAUAAUGCUCAAUAUAUGUAAACUAAUGUAUGUUGUUUUAGUUAUAAAUUAUAAUAGAAUAUUACAAUCCACUCACUAAAAAUUGGGUAACAUUAUACAGAGAAAAACAUUUGAUUUUUGUUUAUUAUUUCCAAUUUGUACACAAAAUUUGUAUGCUAUACAUAUUUUUAGUAAAAAAAAGGUAUUUAAUUUUUAUUUAAAUACGCGUAAAAACAUGCUGAAAUUAUUAAUUGUUGUAUGAGUAUGGAUGAGUCUUGUUUAAGACACAUUAGUUUAACUCUACAUUAUUUUUAAUAGAAUUUAAUGUCAAUUAAAAUUUCACAAUGAUUCUAGGCAUGUACAAAAUUAUGCUAACAUAAUCAGUUUAUUUACACAAAAACUCAGUUUGAAUCUAUUUUAAAUAAGCUUAAAUUCUGUUAAAAACUGCAAGUUUACUUAUAUACUUCUUGUUUUUUUUUAUUGUCACAUGGUUUCUUUUUUCCUAUUUGCUUUUGUGAUUGUCAUCUAUGCAUUUUUUUCUUAAAUUUGCUUGCCACUAAUCCUAAUAAACUGUUUCUAAAUUAUGUUUCCAUGUUUUCAAUAUGCAUGUAAUAAAUGAUUUCAGUGUUA
Dreissena polymorpha is the source of this 1963-nucleotide messenger RNA. RefSeq names its product protein jagunal homolog 1-like. The transcript is spliced from 2 exons. The record is from RefSeq and is a predicted model, not a curated record. The coding region runs from base 100 to 666 and encodes 188 amino acids. Gene Ontology annotation, cellular component: endoplasmic reticulum membrane. Gene Ontology annotation, biological process: vesicle-mediated transport; endoplasmic reticulum organization. Lineage: Eukaryota; Metazoa; Mollusca; Bivalvia; Myida; Dreissenidae.